UGAGAAAUAUGGCCUCUAGAGAGGUCACAAGGUUUUUCUAUUUUUAGACCUACUGACCUAGUUUUUGACCCCACGUGACCCAGUUUCGAACUUGACCUAGAAAUCAUCAAGGUGAACAUUCUGACCAAUAUUCAUGAAGAUCUCAUGAAAAAUAUGGCCUCUAGAGAGGUCACAAGGUUUUUUAGCUCACAUGUCACAAAGUGACAGUGUGAGCUUUUGUGAUCAUGCAGCGUCCGUCGUCCGUCGUCCGUGCGUCCGUCCGUCCGUGCGUAAACUUUUGCUUGUGACCUCUCUAGAGGUCACAUUUUUCAUGGGAUCUUUAUGAAAGUUGGUCAGAAUGUUCAUCUUGAUGAUAUCUAGGUCAAGUUCGAAACUGGGUCACCUGCGGUUGAAAACUAGGUCAGUAGGUCUAAAAAUAGAAAAACCUUGUGACCUCUCUAGAGACCAUACUUUUCAAUGGAUCUUCAUGAAAGUUAGUCAGAAUGUUCACCUUGAUGAUAUCUAGAUCAAGUUUGAAAGUGGGUCACGUGCCUUCAAAAACUAGGUCAGUAGGUCAAAUAAUAGAAAAACCUUGUGACCUCUCUAGAGGCCAUAUUUCUCAAUGGAUCUUCAUGAAAAUUGGUCAGAAUGUUCACCUUGAUGAUAUCUAGAUCAAGUUCGAAACUGGGUCAACCGCGGUCAAAAACUAGGUCAGUAGGUCUAAAAAUAGAAAAACGUUGUGACCUCUCUAGAGGCGAUAUUUUUCAUGGGAUCUGCAUGAAAGUUGGUCUGAAUGUUCAUCUUGAUGAUAUCUGGGUCAGGUUUAAAACUGGGUCAACUGCGGUUAAAAACUAGGUCAGUAGGUCAAAUAAUAGAAAAACUUUGUGACCUCUCUAGAGGCCAUAUUUUUCAUGGGAUCUGUAUGAAAGUUGGUCUGAAUGUUCAUCUUUAUGAUAUCUAGGUCAAGUUCGAAACUGGGUCAACUGCGGUCAAAAAUUAGGUCAGUAGCUAUAAAAAUAGAAAAACCUUGUGACCUCUUUAGAGUCCAUACUUUUCAAUGGAGCUUCAUGAAAAUUGGUCAGGAUGUUCACUUAGAUGAUAUCUAGUUCAAUUUUGAAAGUGGAUCACGUGCCUUCAAAAACUAGGUCAGUAGGUCAAAUAAUAGAAAAAACCUUGUGACCUCUUUAGAGUCCAUACUUUUCAAUGGAUCUUCAUGAAAAUUAGUCAGGAUGUUCACUUAGAUGAUAUCUCGUUCAAGUUUGAAACUGGGUCACGUGCCUUAAAAAACUAGGUCAGUAGGUCUAAAAAUAGAAAAACCUUGUGACCUCUCUAGAAGCCAAACUUUUCGAUGGAUCUUCAUGAAAAUAUGUCAGAAUGUUCACCUUGUUGAUGUCUAGUUCAGUUUCGAAACUGGGUCAUGUGCCGUCAAAACUUAGGUCAUUAGGUCACAUAAUAGAAAAACCUUGUGACCUCUCUAGAGGCGAUAUUUGUCAUGGGAUCUGUAUGAAAGUUGGUCUGUAUAUUCAUCUGGAUGAUAUCUAGGUCAGGUUCGCAACUUGGUCAACUGUGGUCAAAAACUAGGUCAGUAGGUCUAAAAAUAGAAAAAUCUUAUGACCUCCCUAGAAGCCAUAUUUUUCAAUGGAUCUUCACGAAUAUUGGUCAGAAUGUUCACCUUGAUGAUAUCUAGAUCAGGUUCGAAAUUGGGUCAUCUGCGUUCAAAAACUACGUCAGUAGGUCUAAAAAUAGAAAAUCCUUUUGACCUCUCCAGGGGCCAAUCUUUUUCAAUGGAUCUUCCUGAAAAUUGGUCAGAAUGUUAACCUUGAUGAUGUUUUUAUCUUUUCAGGAUUCUUCAGUUGGAGUGGAUCUUACCCGAUCUGUGUCCGAGGAAGAAAGAAAUAAUUAUUUAUUAGAAUUUCUGCAUUGAUGGCAGAAAAAUCUUAUUUUAAAUGCGCUAAAAUUCUGCAAAAACAGAAUUUGUACCCAUUUCUCAAAUUAUUGACUUGCAAUUAUUAACAAUACAAUGCUUUAUUAUUGGGUAUCGCAGGCUUCAGCCGUACCGGGUAAGUGCCAUUGGUAAAAAAAAGAUUUGCUUAAUUCUGUGGAUUGAAUAAUUUUGUUGCUAUCAGUAGUCCUCUUCUAUUAACAAUUUUCAAAUAAAAAGAAAAAAUUCGGAUCAUGAUCCUUAUACAAUAAACACACAUUUUUGUUAAAAAUUACCAAUGUUGGAAAGGACCUCUUCCAGGGAGAACACUUCCUGGUUGAACAUGGUUAUCACUUUAUGUUUUGCUUUAUUUCUUACAUAUCUGUAAAUUUCUUUGAAAGUAGUCUACUGAUAUACUUUAAGUGAGACAUAUUAUAUAUUAAAAAAUAUUUUCCUGUGAUUGUCAAAGUAAGUUCCAGUAUAAUCAUAGCUUGUAAAUGGACUUUUUGACCCCUCUAGAAGUCAUAUUGUUGAAUGCAUCUUCAUGAAAGUUGCUCAAAAUGUUUGUCUUGAUCUGUGAGCUCAGUUCAAAACUUGAUCAUGUGUAGACCGCUAAGCGAUUCAGGAACAUUAUGGUCGUCUUUUUUACAUGAAGAUGUGCAACAAUGUGUGUACUUACAUUUAAGCAGUAUUCAGUUUUCCAACAAUAGACCAGAAUUCAAUGUCCGAGUGAAGUGAGACUUAAACCCAAAGCUGAGAGAGACGAGUGAUUUGCAGUCACAGACUACUCAGUCAUUGAGCUCUUCCCCUAAUUAAUUUGGAAUGAAAUAUUGUCUUUAUUAAGAUUUUGAAAAUUAUAUCUUCUUUUGCUAAUGAAACGACAUUGUGUCUGAAAUCAUUAGUCCUCCACCUCUGAUUCAUGUGGGGAAGUUGGCAGUUACUUGCGGAGAACAGGUUUGUACUGGUACAGAAUCCAGGAACACUAGUUAGGUUAACUGCCCGCCGUUACAUGACUGAAAUACUGUUGAAAAAUGGCGUUAAACCCAAAAAAAACAAAAACAAAUCUUUUGCUAAUGUAUGAACAUGUCAUCAAUCUUAUGUUGACUAACAAACUUUUCUUUUUCUUCUAGUAUCAACUUGAGCCUUCUGAAAAUAUUCUGAAGAAUUCUUUGUGACAAUUUACUUUUGUAUUUUAUAUUUAUUGUGUUAUUGUGACUGAAAAAACUGAUAGUGACAGAAUAUAGUGAAAAUAGUGAUUGAACAUACUGAUAGUGAGAGAUAAGUGGUAAGACUAAUUCUAGUGUUGGAGGAGGUGACAUAUUAGAGGACUUCAGGUGUUUGAUUGAGAGAGCAUAAGAUAGGGGACUUCCAGGAGUGAGGAUGCCAAAAUUAAGAAAGAAGUCCGGUAGCCAAGCCAGGAAGGCUAAAACUGCUCACAUGAAAGAGAAAAGACAAGCAGAUAGAGGGAUUGACAUGGGUGUUAGGUAAAUGAACACCAACAUGUUUUGCAAACUAUUGAGUCCUUACAGUUGUAUGUUAGCUUUAUUUCACUUACAACAGAAUUUCUUCAACAAUUUAGUCUGAACUUUAUUACUGACUUUGAGAGUUACAAGUGUUGUGUAAUUUUGUUGGAAUGUACAAGUGUUCUGUAAUUUUGUUGGAAUGCCAAGAUGUUAAUGUUGUUAAUUUAUGAUUUACAUUUUCAGGUCUAUGGUUGAGUUGAAUGGUGUCAAUCCUGAUGCAGCUACACCAGAUGAGGGUCGGGAUGAUCCUACAGGUCCACUGUGGCCUGUGCCUAAUGUCGCGUCUGCGUCUAGGCCAUCUGGUAUGGGUACAGAUAGGCUCUUUGGUCUAUCUGUGCAGGGCACUGGAAAGCAGAUGGGGGUCGAUGCCCGCCUCUCUGAGCCCUCUGGGCCAUCUGCGCUGGAACUUGCAUUGAUUGAUAUUGAUUUUGAGCAGGGCACUGGAAAGCAGAUGGGGGUCGAUGCCCGCCUCUCUGAGCCCUCUGGGCCAUCUGCGCUGAAUCGUAGAUUGAUUGAUACUGAUUGUGAACUUGAUGAUUUGAUUGAUGAUUUGCUUGAUGACUUGCUAGAUGAUUUACUGAAUGAUUUGCCUUGUGAUUUGCCAACUGAUAUACUUGAUGAUUUAACAAGCUGUAUGCAAAAUGUUUCUAGUGGCAUACCAAGUGACUUGCAUUGUGAAACCAGAAAGGAAACUGAUAAAACUCUCCAGUUUGAUUGUACUAUGUUUACAUCUGAAGUAGAAUCAUCUGUUUUGUCUGUUUGUGAACCUUCAUAUGUUGCUGCACCAGUUUUCAAUACACUCUCAAGACCAGCAGGUUCUGAUGUAUUUAUCCUGGGCUCAUUUCAUCAAGGUGAAAAUAUUUUCAGUGUAGAGUCACGUGGCAGGCAAUGCACAUUAAAUGCUAUGUGUUCCUUGAUUCAUGCUAAUUAUUCAAGGUUGAAUUGCAGCAAAGACUUGGAUAAUGUUCUUUUAGAUGGGGAUUCAUUAUAUAAGAAAACUGUCCAAGAGCUCCAAAGAACAAAUAGAUUUAGGAAUUUCCUGUUAAAUUUUGAUGAACUUCCAGUCAAUAUUAUUAUCAUGAAUAAACAGAUUUCUGUUACCAAGUCUGAGGUCAUCUCUGGUGUUUGCACACAACAGUUUGCUACAAUGAGUUUGCCUUCUCUUUAUCAGUCAUUGGAUACUGCAUUUACCAAGUCCUCUUACUUGCUACUUAUGAUGGGAUCAAUUUGUUCAGCUGUGUUUAAGAAGGAAGACCAAUAUUUCUUUUUUGAUUCACAUUCACAUGGUCUAACUGGGUUGUCCUCAGUAAAUGGAGCAUCAAUUCUUAUUUCGUUUCACCAGUUACAAGAUCUUGUUACAUACAUGUAUGCCUUGUAUGACAGUAUGUUGAUCGACAUUACACAGCAAUUUGACUUACUGCCUGUACGUUUUGCCAAUGUUUAUUGUGAACCAACAAUGUUUUUAAGUGAACAGAAUGUUGAAUCAUUCAGUGUUGUUACUGGCACUCCUGGCUUAAAUGAAUGGGAAACUGUGACAAAUAAGAGGAAAAAGAAGUCUCCUAGUCAUCAUAGUACUGCUUGUGAAAAAGAUACAUUGCCACAAGAUUCGAACUGUGAUACUCAUGUAACACUCAUAGGCAAGUACUUCAAAGAUCAAAUGCAAAGAAGUAAAUUAAAGCAAACAAAUAAGCAAAAGAUGCCUUCGAGAACAAUUUACAUGAGAACUUACAUGCAGGAGAAAAGACAAAGUGAUGAAUUUAAAAAUAAGGAUAAAGAGUACACUCUUAAAUCAAUGCGCAAUGCCAGACAGUCUGAAGAAUAUCAGAAGAAAGAUAGACAGCGCUCGAUUCAAUCAAAGCGCAAUGCUAGACAGUCUGAAGAAUAUCAGAAGAAAGAUAGACAGCACACGCUCAAAUCAAUGCACAAUAGCAGACAGUCUGAAGAAUAUCAGAAGAAAGAUAGACAGCGCUCGCUUCAAUCAAAGCGCAAUGCCAGACAGUCUGAAGAAUAUCAGAAGAAAGAUAGACAGCACACGCUCAAAUCAAUGCACAAUAGCAGACAGUCUGAAGAAUAUCAGAAGAAAGAUAGACAGCGCUCGCUUCAAUCAAAGCGCAAUGCCAGACAGUCUGAAGAAUAUCAGAAGAAAGAUAGACAGCGCUCGCUUCAAUCAAAGCGCAAUGCCAGACAGUCUGAAGAAUAUCAGAAGAAAGAUAGACAGCGCUCGCUUCAAUCAAAGCGCAAUGCCAGACAGUCUGAAGAAUAUCAGAAGAAAGAUAGACAGCGCUCACUUCAAUCAAAGCGCAAUGCCAGACAGUCUGAAGAAUAUCAGAAGAAAGAUAGACAGCACACGCUCAAAUCAAUGCACAAUAGCAGACAGUCUGAAGAAUUUAGAGAGAAAGAGAAAGAAAAUGAGAAGAUGUCGAAAAGAAGGGCAAGAUUGGUAAAAGAAUUUAAGCUUUGGGAAGCAAAACAAAGAAGAGAGAAACGAACAAGUGAUGACAUUAAACAAAGAGAACUUGAAAUACAAAAUAAGUCAAAGAGAAAAUCAAGAUCAAAUCCAUAUAAUUUGGAAAGAGAAAGAAUUGCAAAACAGCAAUGGAGAUUAGAUGCAAGGUGUAAAGAUGCUGAAAAGGUUAUGGAUAGUAAAAGGAAAGUUUCAAAGAGAAAAGAUCCUUCAUUCUCUGAAGCUGAAUGCUUGCAAAAAAAGAGAAGACGGUGCGGACAAGAUAUUGACACUUGUAUUGAUCGUUUUAAAGAAAGAAUAUCACUUGGGCCUGUAUAUAUAUGCAGUUGCUGUCAUCAAACAUGGUUCAAACACAGUGUAACAGAAGUAAAAUAUUUGAUUUGCAAGGAGAAAGAAAAAUAUUUAACAGGGGUGAUAUCAGUCGAUAACAAGGAAUGGGUUUGUAGAACAUGUAAAUCUAGCAUAAACAGUGGUAAAGUACCGAAAUUGUCUGUUUUAAAUGGGAUGAAGUGGCCAAUUAAGCCAAAGGAGUUGGAACUUUUCUCAUUAGAAGAACGUUUAAUUGCUUUACGUAUACCAUUUAUGCAAUUAAGAGAACUCCCAAGAGGUCGCCAGUUGUCAAUUAAAGGAAAUGUUGUAAAUGUACCUGUUGAUAUUCAACCUGUUGUAAAUGCAUUACCAAGACCUUUUGAUGAAAAUGUUACGGUACCAGUAAAAUUGAAGAAAAAAAUGUCUUUUAAGUCAUGUGCUUUCUCUGAAAAUGUUAGACCUCACAAAGUACUUGUUGCUUUACAUUGGUUAAUGAAAAACAGUGAUCUUUAUAAAAAUGCUAAUGUUGAAAUUGAUGAACAUUGGAUCGAAAGUGUAACAGCAAACACUAAUGAAAUUUUGAAUGAAUUCUUGGAGUCUCAAGUGAAAAGUUUAAAGAAUACCAGUUAUGAAGACUUUGACUCUUGUAUGGCGGACCUUCUGGAGGAGUAUAAAAAUGAGCAAAAUUACAGCACUUUAUUGCGAUCCUGUUUUCAAACAUUAAUAAAUCAUGCGUCAAAUUUUGACAUCGAGGACUUUGAAAAUGUUUCUGGUGAAAUUCUUGACCAUUAUACAUGUGAAGAAAAGUCAAAAUAUCAAACUUCAGACAGUACAGGUAAUAGUGAAGAGCUGUAUGAUUCAGAUGCAGAAGAAGUCACACAGGAAAAUGUUGGAAAUAUUGACACUUUACUAGACGAUGCCAACCUGGAAAAUCGAAACAUGACAUUUACAUUUGCACCAGGGGAAGGUCAACAACCACUUAGCAUAUUUCAAGACACAGAUUCAGAAUAUCUUUGUUUCCCAAGCAUAUUUUGUGGUAAAAGGCGUCUUGAAAAUGAAGCAAGAAUUGUGCCAGUAAAUUAUAGUGACAUUGCAAAAUGGGAAUUAAGAAGCCAAGACAGAAGGGCUGCUAAUUGUGUGCCAAAUAUUUUCUUUAAACUAAAAAAGAUACAAAUGAAGCAGCUGAAUGAUAAAGCUAAUCUUGCUGUUAGAAGAUGUCAAACAGGUACAAGUAAAAUGACAGCAGCUCAAGUAAUAAACUCUGAGUACGUUGAUAAUAUUGUCAGAAAUGAUGAAGGUUACUAUUUAUUUAAACAACUUAGAAACUCACCUGCUUAUUUGGAAUCUCGAAAGAAAGAUGUAUAUGCAAUGCUAAGACAAUUAGGUAUGCCAACAUGGUUCAUGUCAUUGUCUUCUGCUGACACUAGAUGGAUUGAUCUUUUGAAAAUGUUAGCUACUUUAAAUGAUAAGGUCAACUAUUCUGAUGAGCAAAUUGAAGGAAUUUCUUGGGAACAAAAGAUUAAACUUAUUCAGUCAGAUCCAGUCACUUGUUCUAGAUAUUUUGACCGCAGAGUACAAGAGUUUAUUAAUACAGUUCUUAAGAGUGAGCACAAACCACUUGGAGAAAUUGCUGAUUUUUUUUAUAGAGUUGAAUUUCAGCAGCGUGGGUCUCCACACAUUCACAUGAUUGUAUGGGUAAAGAAUGCACCAAAAUACAAUGUGGAUUCCAUUAAUGAUUUGAUCGCAUAUGUGGAUCAGUUUUUGACAUGUUCUAUCAAUAGUCCAGCUGUUGGUUCUCUUAUAGAAAUUCAAACUCACAAACAUUCUAGAACUUGUAGAAAAAGAAUAGAUAGAAUUUGUCGCUUUGGUUAUCCACUACCACCUCUUCCCAGGACUAUAAUUUUGAACCCUCUUGAAACUGACAGAGACAAGUACCAUAAAUUAUAUCAACAAUUACAGAAAAAAAUGAAUGAUGAGAAAGAUGGAUACAGUAUGUCAUAUGACAACUUUUUGACAAAUGUUGUACAAAUGAGUGAGGAAGAUUACAUCAGAUGUAUCAGAAGUUCAUUGAAUUCACCAAAGGUAUUUUUGAAACGUAAUCCAAGUGAAAUACGUGUGAAUUUAUAUAAUGAACAUGUGUUGAAAGGUUGGAGGGCAAAUGUAGACAUACAGUUUGUGCUAGACCCUUAUGCCUGUGCAAUGUAUAUAGUGUCAUAUAUUAGUAAGUCUCAAAGAGGUAUGAGUAAUUUGUUACAUGCAGCUGCCAAAGAAGCAAGGAAUGGGAACUUGGAUAUCAAAAGGCAAGUGAGACAUAUUGGAAAUGUGUUUUCAAAUAGCGUUGAAGUUAGUGCUCAAGAGGCAGUUUAUUUGGUCCUUCAAAUGCCCUUAACCAAAAGCACAAGAGAUGUCGUGUUUAUUAAUACAUCUACUCCAAAUGAAAGGGUGCAGUUAUUGAAACCUGUGUCCGUACUUGAAAAUUUGCCAGCUGAAUCAACAGAUAUAAUGUCAGACAAUGUUAUUAAAAGAUACACAAAAAGGCCGAAAGUGUUGCAGCAUUAUUGUUUAGCGGAUUAUGUGUCACAGUUUGAAGUGAUUUAUCCAGAUGGAAAUGGAGACUCUGAUGAAAGAAAUGAUGAUGAAGAUGAUAUGGAAAUAACAGAUGAUGAGGAAUUAGAGGAAAUUGAAACAGUUAUAACUUUAAAAAGUGGAAUCAAAAUCAGACGUCGUCAAAACUCAAAAGUAAUCAGAUAUGUAAGAUUCAAUCGCAAAACAGAUGAAGAAAACCAUUACAGAGAAAAACUUCUAUUAUUUCAUCCGUGGAGAAAUGAAUUAACUGACUUGCUGCCAGCAAAUUUCAAUACAUACAAAGAACACUAUGAGUCAUUAAAAGAAACAGUUGACCAGAAAUGCUCUUAUUAUGAACACCAUGCAGAAGAAUUAGAAAUUGCUAGAGAUUUGGCAGAAGCAGAGUAUGAUGCAUUUGAUGAAAUUGCUCCUGGAACUCAGCAAGUAGAAGCUGAAACUGCUGAAGAAGAAACUGUGGAGUCAGAAACAUUUAUAUAUUUCAAUCCUGAUAGAGCAGUUGAGCACAGGGAAUAUGAUAUUGGCAUUGAAAUUGGAUGUUCUGUCAGUGCUCCACAGAUAGUUACAAAUGAAAAUGUUCUUUCUGACGAAGACUAUAGAUCUUUAUUGCAAUCAUUAAACAUAAAGCAGAAACAAUUUUACAAUCAUGUGAUCCAUUGGGUGAAAACUAAAGAUGCACCUUUAUAUACCUUCCUCUCAGGUGGUGCAGGUGUUGGCAAAAGUGUUGUUAUUAAAGCAUUAUAUCAGACCUUAUAUAGAAUACUUAAUCUUAAAGAAGGUGAGAAUCCUGAUGACAUAAGAGUUCUUUUAUGUGCAUACACUGGAAAAGCUGCAUUUAACAUCAAUGGUUCAACCAUUUCAUCAGCCUUCAAACAAAAGUAUAAGCAAGCAAAUCAAACAUUAACAUGUGAUGCUUUGAAUACUUUUAGAUCAAAGUAUAAGAACCUGUCAGUUGUGAUCAUUGAUGAAAUAUCAAUGGUAAGCAAUGGAAUGCUAAACUUCAUUAAUCAGAGACUGCAAGAAUUGAAAGGAACAAGAACACCAUUUGGUGGUGUAAGUAUAAUUGUUGUUGGAGACUUGUUCCAGUUGAAACCUGUGAGUGGUGAUUGGAUAUUUAAUGAUUAA
Messenger RNA from Mercenaria mercenaria, 9904 nucleotides. RefSeq lists its product as uncharacterized. The record is from RefSeq and is a predicted model, not a curated record. Lineage: Eukaryota; Metazoa; Mollusca; Bivalvia; Venerida; Veneridae. The transcript has 2 exons. The coding region runs from base 3590 to 9904 and encodes 2104 amino acids. Gene Ontology annotation, biological process: telomere maintenance; DNA repair. Gene Ontology annotation, molecular function: DNA helicase activity.